CGCGAACAACCGCCGAUGUCAUCGGAAGCUUACUUGGCCUGUAACUUCGAUUCCCUCCCUUGCUACUGAAUACACACUCAAACUCUUCCCUUGUCCUGGACGAGUAGUUGUCUUAAUCAUGGCGCCCCUCGUCCCUUCGGCCAAAUUGACCCUAUCCUGUCCUCUCUUCGCCGCUGAUUUCGAUCCGCGCAAUCAUGGCUUUCUUCUUGUCGCAGGCGGAGGCGGCGAAGGGCGUAGCGGCGUUGGGAACAAAAUCGCACUCUUGGACACAUCCAAACGCAACGAGAUCUCCGAGGUAGUCGAUAUCGAACUAUCACGCGAUGAAGACUCCGUCACCUCGUUGGCAACGGCGCGUGCGAGCGAUGAUUCUAUUAUCGCCCUUGCCGGUAUCAAUAGCUCCGUAGCUGAGCAAAAGCUUGGCAACAACCAGCAUCUAAGAUCUUUCGAGAUUGAUUACCCCCCACGAAAAAGAUCCUUGACGGAUAACUCGGCCGAAGAAGUCGCAAAUCGAGAAGCAGAUGAAGAAAUGCACUGCCUUAUUCCCCAGAAGACCACCGCAUUAUCUCGUACAUCUUUAUUCCGAACCAAAGGAACAGAGAAGGCCGGCGGCCCGGACACAUAUCAAAGGGUGUUGCGACUCUCGCCGUGGAAAGACGUCGAGUCUCCGCGUAUAGCGGCGGUUGCCACUGGGUUGGCUCCAUCAGGCGAGAUCGUCCUUUUUCAUGUUACUCCUACACCCAGCACAUCGGAUAUCAUGGGAAGGAUCCAAUUGGGUGGUGAUGAGGAAGCUGAGGAUGUAGAUAUUACGGAUUUGAACGAUGGCAAAUUCCAGGUUGCCUAUACCAAUGGCACUGACGUGUUCAUCUGUCGUAUCUCAUCUUCAACGAGAUCUAAUGCAUCACCUGACGUACAUUGCGUAUAUAGCACGCCUUUGUCUGAAGCAACAACCAAAACCAGGCCCAAGUUUCGAGCCCUACGCUUCCUAUCCCCCACAAUGUUGCUACUGCUUCGGAAUAUUCCAGACCGUAAAGGCUGCGAGCUCGUGCUUCUUAAUAUAUCGCAAGGGCUAUCACCGAAAUCAAAGUCAUCUGCAACCAUCAUUCGGCGUAAGAAACUCCGCAAAGCAAUCAAGAUUGGACUUGGUCUGGACGUGUGCAAUCUGGGUUCAAACCUAAAAAAUCAGGAACAAACCAUCAUUGCCGUUUCGGGAAGUGACCAGUCUAUUGAGGUCCUAACGCUCGAGUACAAUCCUAGGAGAGGAGGUUACGGAAAGCUACGACCCUACAUUACCCUCAACGAUGUCCAUCCAUUCUCCAUGACAAAGAUAUGCUUCUCCUCUUUCAUUCCUCCGAACCCAGUUAGGCCUGAGACGCCACCACAAUAUGUCAAGCUUGCCUCUGUUAGUAUGGGCAAUACCGUCGUCGUACACACGCUCCCCCUGGCCCCAUCGCCACCCUCUAGUCGCUCACCGCGCUACGUGCUAGUCAUGCCGGGAGAUUCGGAUGCUUGGGCUAACUUCACCAGUGGGCUGACUGCUUUGUUAUCUAUCUUCAUUGUCUGCUUCCUCCUCCAGGCUUUCACCGAGAUCAGGGGUGUUAUGCCUCCGUAUUUGGGGGCCACCGAAUGGCUCCCCCCCGAUAUUCGUACCGCCGUCGCCCGUCCAUAUCACCAACCUGCAUUACAUCCUUUAGCAGUUCCAUCAGUCACUACGCCGAUGCGCUCAGCACCCUCGUCGCCAGUUCCUACCUUAAAUCACCGCUCCCUACGUGAUCUUCUUCAUGCCCGUCAAGCAGCGGACGCGAUCGAUUCAAUCCUCGAUAACGAUCUUGCAGCGGACGACCCAUUCCCCUCCGCUGCCUCUCUAUCACAUACCUCCAUUGUUAUCCGUCGCAACCGUGAUACGGACGAGAUCCUCAUAGAGUCUACAAACAGGGCAGAUCAUAACGCACCUGGCGGGGCCCUCCGCCGGUGGGAGGACCUCACCGAGAGAGAUCAGAUUAUGUGGAAACAACAGUUGACAGAUGCAGGCCACUGGCGUCAAGACGAAGGUGAAGCAGUUCUUCAAGGUGUUUUUUUCGAUGACCGUUCAAUCUAAAACGUUGCUUUUGGCUUUUAUUUUUGUCGGUUCACAGUAGCUACUGUCAAGAUUGGGUAUGUAGCCUGGAAUUUCUACGAAACGGAAGUACGGAACCGACCAAAGGAGAGGGGAAAAAGAGAGGAGAGGAGAAGAGAAAAUGCCAUCUGAGUCUACAGGUAAUGAUUUUGAUGUGACAUUUCAUCUACGAUUGUACGAUUUGUCUGUGGCCAACUAGCCAUCUAUGUUAACACAUUAGCAAGGAAGAAGACAAAAAAAUAAAUAUGUGUUGCUACUAUUCCACUCGAUGGGCCCCUUCAUAAAUCAAAGUCUUCUAAUCAUCAAGAG
Messenger RNA from Aspergillus pseudotamarii, 2422 nucleotides. RefSeq lists its product as uncharacterized. The coding region runs from base 119 to 2095 and encodes 658 amino acids. Lineage: Eukaryota; Fungi; Ascomycota; Eurotiomycetes; Eurotiales; Aspergillaceae. Gene Ontology annotation, cellular component: endoplasmic reticulum membrane. The record is from RefSeq and is a predicted model, not a curated record. Gene Ontology annotation, molecular function: guanyl-nucleotide exchange factor activity; GTPase activator activity; protein binding. The transcript has 2 exons. Gene Ontology annotation, biological process: protein secretion.